Molecule: messenger RNA, 2094 nt
Organism: Thamnophis elegans (Western terrestrial garter snake)
Lineage: Eukaryota; Metazoa; Chordata; Lepidosauria; Squamata; Natricidae
Product: tumor necrosis factor receptor superfamily member 1A-like
Exons: 10
Coding region: 136-1362 (408 amino acids)
Biological process (GO): signal transduction; inflammatory response
Cellular component (GO): membrane raft; mitochondrion; signaling receptor complex
Molecular function (GO): tumor necrosis factor receptor activity; tumor necrosis factor binding
Source: RefSeq, a predicted model, not a curated record
UUUGGCUUCCUGUUUUAUAAGGAACUUGGAUUACCAGGCACAGAAGUUUUACUCUCUUCCCUUUUUGGAAGAGCUACCAAAGGUCACGCAGCCAGGGGCCCACUCUGCAAAUGUAAGGGGCAAGAUAGCCAAAUUAUGAUCCCACGGGGAUUCUUUCAAGUUUUAGUAAUUCCGGUAAAUUUAAUCCUGAUUCAGAUAAGAAUUGGGGAAUCCUUGGCACUACCGCUCAUUUCUGAGCGCAUGCAAAACCAUGGGGUUUUAGCAGAGAAGAAUACCUUCAUUCACUCGAAUGGAAGAGAGAGAAGAGCUAUUCAGUGCCAAGUUGGGUACUAUCCUCAUCCAAAUGGCACUCAUUGCUGUAUUAAGUGCCACAAAGGAACUUAUCUUUCAGAACAUUGCUCUGGGCCAGAUAAGACACCUAAAUGCUCCGAGUGUCCCGAAGGCACAUAUAUGCCUACGGAAAAUUUUGCACAAAAGUGUCUUGCGUGCCAACCUUGUCGUACAAGCUUUCAGCAGAUAAUAAAGCACAGUUGUACCAAAUGGGAAAACACUGUGUGUGGUUGUCACAGUAACCAAUAUAAGACUACCAAAAAUGCGGAAUUCUUAUGUCAGAAUUGCAGCGACUGUCAUAAUGGAAAAAUCAGACAAGUCUGCACAUCUGAUAGUGAUACAAUAUGCGAAUGUCUCCCAGGAUUUUUUUUUCAGGAAGAUCAGAACAAAUGUCUCCCCUGCAGCAGCUGUGAUAAUGAAGACUGCAAGAAACUCUGUGAACCAGUAAUGGAAAUUAAAAAUCAAUCAAACUCCACAGAACUCGUAUCUGCCCUCAUUUUCCUGACUGUCAUCUUUGCAGUUGGUUUUCUUGCGUUAACAUUCAAAGCCAUCAAGAAGUAUUUUCCAGAAAGACAGUAUUUCUCUUCCUGUACUUCGAGUCAACAAUCAAAGCAACUUACAUCUGAGACUGCAGAUAAAACAAAAAAUUCUCUUUUGGAAACUAAAGAAGAAGUGAUCUCGAGUACCAUGCAAGUAUCACUAAGUCAAGCCCAAGGUCAAGAACUGCCGGACUGCAUAAAAUCUGCAAGAGAGACACGGAUUUCUGACAGUCCUGUGGUUUUAUAUGCUGUGGUGGAUUCUGUACCAAUAUCACGAUGGGGAGAAUUUAUGAGGCUCCUGGGACUGAAAGAAAAUACACUUGAGAGGAUUUUUUACCAUCAGACUCCGCGGAAUGCACAAUAUGAGUCACUAAGAGAAUGGAGGCUAGUGGCAAACCAUAAUGCUACUAUGGAGAACAUCAGUCAGGUUCUCAGUAAAAUGAACCUAAGUGGAUGUUUUGAGGAUAUUCAGGAAGCACUGGCUAAACAGUGAGAGACAUUGUAUUAUUUGCUUCCUUUCCAAAGAGAACUCACUGAUGCAGUUAUUGUAUCUUCUAGUUUGUUUUCCCAUUGUAACAUAAAUGGAAAUUAAAACAUACUGUGCAUCUCUAACAUACAGAACCAUCCAAUUUUAAUGAAUUAAGGAGUGUGUGUGUAUGUGUGUGAGAGAGAGAGAGAGUGAGAGAGAGAGAGAGAGAGAGGGGGGUGGUGGUGUCUUUUUUCCAGAGAUGGAUUCUGAUGUUCCUUUGUUAGCUUUCUAUUUUUUUAAGUCCUUUUGUAUACGCCACAGGGAAAAUAUAAGCAAUUUCAUCAGAUGCUUUGUAGUUUAUACUUUACACUAUAAAUUAUACUUUGUAAUAUAAGAGUUACCUAUUAAGUAUUCAUCCACCAUAAAGCCAAACUUGUAUAUUUCAUUUUUUUAAUGCACAUCAUUAUUUUUGUGUACUAUUUACUGUAUAUAUUUUAUGUACCCAGUAUACUUAUGAAAUAAUAUAGAUCUUUAUAUUAUAGAUUUUAAACUGGGCAGGAAUGAACAUAUUAAGGUGGGGGGGGGACUUUCAGAAAAGAUUAUUCAGUUUUAAGUAAGUGGAAAGUAUAAGAAAGAAACUUGCAACAACAACACCUUGAUUUUGGAUCACGUAAGAUGGGUUAGAGAGAAACUCUGCCAAGUUUCAAGAUUUUACUUUUCUUCCCUACAACAAUAAAGAACAUUCCUGGAAUUCCA